CGGCGCGCGCGCAUAGUCCAAGCGCGUCGCUCUCGCACGGUGCACGCGGCGAUCUGAUACGCGCACGUAUAAAAGGGCACGCACCCUCGGGCCAGUUCACUAUUUUUUUCCACCGUUUACGGACCACAUCACACCAAAAUGUCUCUCGAAAUCGACCAUCUGAGACACAGCGAGGACGAAAAUGACACCGAAGGAGUCGUCCUGGCCAAAGGAGUUUCCAUGGCGGUGCUGUUCUGUGCCUCCAUGAUCUGUGGUAUUGCACCGCUGCUGAUCUCCAAGCGGUUCAACCUGGUGUCUGCGGAGGAAGCCAGCAAUCUGAAAUCCACCAACAGGAUCGUGAUGACGCUUCUCUCCUUCGGAGGAGGCGUGCUGCUGUCCACAACGUUCAUGCACUUGAUGCCUGAAAUCCAGGAGAACGUCGAAUAUUUACAAAGUCUCGGCCGCAUGCAAGAGUUUGACUUCUCGCUCACGCCCUUGCUGACAUGCUGCGGUUUCUUCAUCAUGUACUUGGUGGAGGAAUUAGUUCACAUGUACAUCCACCAUCGGGAAAGGAAAAACGGGCAGGUGGCGCCACUGGUGCGCAAUUUGAGCGUGCGUCGCAGUCGCGCGGGCACCGACAGCAAUGGCGACCAAAGCAUUACCAACUCAACAGCUGACCUCGUGGAUUCAGACUCACUUAAAAAAAAGGAUCCUGAAACAACUCAUCAUCAUGGCCACUCCCAUAACCACAGCCACAUGCCUCCCCCGGUGGGUGAUGACGUAACUUCUGCCCUGCGCGGACUGCUUAUCGUCCUGGCUCUUUCUAUCCACGAGUUAUUCGAAGGUCUCGCAGUUGGUCUUGAAUCGAGCACCUCCCACGUUUGGUACAUGUUGGGCGCUGUUUCAGCACACAAACUUGUCAUAGCAUUUUGCAUUGGAGUAGAACUUAUCGCCACCCGAACCAAGACUGUGUUGGCGAUUGUGUACAUCACAACUUUUGCCAUUGUCUCUCCUUUGGGUAUCGGCAUUGGUUUGCUCUUGGUGGGAGGUGAGGGCGCCACUGCUGCGGGCGUGUACUCCGUGGUCCUGCAGGGUCUGGCAUCGGGAACACUGCUCUACGUCAUCUUCUUUGAAAUCUGGAAGGGCGACAGAACUGGUAUUUUCCAAUACAUCGCAUCGGUCGUCGGAUUCUUCAUUAUGUUCGGAUUGCAGCUUCUAACUGGACACUCGCACAGCCAUGGCGGACACGAUCACUCCCACAACCGAAGAUAAGAAGUUUUCGCCAUCAUAAAAGUUACUAGAACAAUACUUACUAAGUACCUACUUACCUACUUAACGUUUAACAAUGUGAUAUAAUUUAAGGCUAAGUUUCUUUCUUGUUCUCCAAUGUUGAAGUCCUUCAAUUAAUUUCGGAAGAGGCAGGUCAUUCGGUCAAAUUUAUCUUACUUUAUUUGAAUUUGAAAUAGAUUAAGAACUCUAACUUGACGCACAUAUCUAAAUGUAAGUAGAAUUAGUUAUUUAUUAAAAUUGAAGGACUUCGAAACUUACCUUUUAUGUAAAACUAAAAAUAUGCAGGUAUAGUAAAUAAUUAAUUAUGCCUAUAAUGUAUGAACGUCUAACAGUUAUAAAAAGCUAGUUUAGCAAAAACUAGAAACAUCACAUCCAAUAAGUAUUAAUAAGUUAAUUUAUAAACAAGGUGAACAUAAUAAUUAGUUUAUUAUUGAUAUUCAAAAGUAUGUUCAAUCUAGUCAACGCCGUAUGAGUAGCAGAACCUAAUCAAAAUUUAAACAGUUUCUUAUAAAUUAGUAACACUUUAUUCUUCUUUCUUGUAACAAAAAACAUUGUUUCUUACGAUAAAACAUAGUUUCAACUUUCUUAAACUUAUAACAUUGGACUGUUACUGUCUGUGAUACAGAAGAUGAUGUGGUUAACAUACUUAGGCCAUUAUUAUAAUACUAAUAGAUAAGUAAGUACAAAGAGUUGCAGAUGUAAUGUAAAUAAAUAGUUACUCGGAAGUAAAACGGAUAAUUUUGAAGUACAGUGUUACUCAUAUUCUGCCAAGAUUUUGACACAAUUAUAAGUUAUGUAAGAUU
Messenger RNA from Ostrinia furnacalis (Asian corn borer), 2072 nucleotides. It is a transcript of the gene Zip89B, whose product is annotated as Zinc/iron regulated transporter-related protein 89B. The record is from RefSeq and is a predicted model, not a curated record. Gene Ontology annotation, cellular component: plasma membrane. Gene Ontology annotation, biological process: zinc ion transmembrane transport. The coding region runs from base 139 to 1251 and encodes 370 amino acids. Gene Ontology annotation, molecular function: zinc ion transmembrane transporter activity. The transcript has 5 exons. Lineage: Eukaryota; Metazoa; Arthropoda; Insecta; Lepidoptera; Crambidae.